AGCUGAUAGCAAAGAUGGAGAAAGAACUUGCGGCUGCGGCUGCGGCGGGCACUUCAAUCGAGCAACUGCCGAACAACAUCCUGGUCGACAUCCUUUCUCGGCUUCCGAUCAAAUCUGUGAUUCGGUGCAGGUGCGUCUGCAAAUCAUUUCUCUCCGCAAUCUCUCUAGAUCCCGAAUUCCCUCCAUUGCACUUGUCCAGAUCCCCUCCCGAGCUCAUGCUAUGCCCUCCCCUCACCGACAAGCUAAUUCUCUACGAUUCCGACAACGAUCGAGCUCACAAGCUCAAUCUCCGAUUCGACAGACCGCCCGGUUUGGAGGUCGUCAACUCGAGCCGCGGCCUGCUAUGCCUCCGCCUGCCGAAUGCCGGACCAGUUUGCGUCUUCAAUCCGUCUUCUCUGGAAUUCACUCUCAUCCCGGAUACCGUGAUAGAAAGGGAGAAACACAUUCUUAUGACCAUCGGAUUCGGGUACAGUUCGACGAGUAACACAUACAAGGUGCUAAGGACAUUAUUAUUGCUACAACAAUCAGAUAUUAUCAAUGUUGGUCGACGUUGUCUUACCGAUAUAUACACACUCGGAACCCCUCGUUGGAGGAGAAUCGAAGAAGAUGCACCAAUGGUUGUGUUCAGAGACUUCUUUCCUACGUUCCUGAAUGGAUCUCUUCAUUGGAUAAUAGACGAGAAUCUGUCUAGAUCCACUACUUACGAUUACAUGAUUUCCUUUGAUUUUGAUAAUGAGAGAUUCGGAGAAAUAGCGUUGCCUCCUCCUUUUGACACCGGGAAAGAAAGACAUAGUGCGCCUGUUCUCGGCGUUGGUGUUUUUGAAGGUCAGUUGAGUGUGUGUUUGUGGAAUCUUUUCAAUAGAGUUGAUGUUUGGGUGAUGAAGAAAUACGGUGUUCGCGAAUCGUGGUCCAGAGAGAUUGUUCUGAGAACUACACUUUUGUAUUGGCCUGAAGGUUCAUUUCCUGUGAAGUAUAUGAGUGCAGAUGAUGUGUUGUUUUUCAAAGCUGAUUAUUCUUUGAUUACAUACAACCUGCUUGAGAAUAAGAUUGUCAAGUGUAUCAAGUUCAAUGGGUUGCCACCCGAGUAUGAUAAUGAAGCAAAAGCAUUGAUUCAUGUUCCCAUCCUUAUGUCCCUCAAGGAACUUGUCGUCGGAGCUGAAGUUCAUCUCUUAACCGGAAGAUGGAAAGCAUGGAAGAGAUGGAAGGACUUGACAGUUUCAGACAAUAGCCCGGAUAGCCUGUAA
Molecule: messenger RNA, 1244 nt
Organism: Impatiens glandulifera
Lineage: Eukaryota; Viridiplantae; Streptophyta; Magnoliopsida; Ericales; Balsaminaceae
Product: F-box/kelch-repeat protein At3g06240-like
Exons: 2
Coding region: 15-1244 (409 amino acids)
Molecular function (GO): protein binding
Source: RefSeq, a predicted model, not a curated record